Molecule: messenger RNA, 1463 nt
Organism: Vicia villosa (hairy vetch)
Lineage: Eukaryota; Viridiplantae; Streptophyta; Magnoliopsida; Fabales; Fabaceae
Product: inositol oxygenase 1-like
Exons: 11
Coding region: 348-1265 (305 amino acids)
Biological process (GO): inositol catabolic process
Cellular component (GO): cytoplasm
Molecular function (GO): iron ion binding; inositol oxygenase activity
Source: RefSeq, a predicted model, not a curated record
CAGAUGUAAAUAUGAUUAUAGAUAUAAAAUGAAAAGUUAAUACCAAUUGUUCUUAUGGGACAUGAAUAGAUUGUCAAGUUGUUUGGCACUUUAUCUUUGGAUAGAAUUAAUAUUGUUAUUUAAGUAUAUAGAGAAAAUGAAAUGUUAGUGAUAAAAAUGGAAAGAAAGAAUGAAAAUUUCAGAGAAGGACACAGGAAGUUCCAAAUCUCAGGGAAGGACUCUCCGGGCAGUUAUAAAUACCAAAAUUUUAUAGCCACCAUAACAUAACAUAACAUACUUCAAGUUUUGAAAUCUCUUUGUUUUCUUGUUCUCUUUCUUUUUUUUCUUCAAGUUUCUCAGAGUGAAACAUGACUAUCCUCAUUGAUCAACAUGAUGGUUUUGGAUCAGAUGUAGAGGCAAAGACAGUGCCAGGGAAUGAGACAGAACUUGUUUUGGACGGUGGAUUUGUUCUGCCACAGGCCAACUCAUUUGGUCACACUUUUAGGGAUUAUGCUGCUGAAAGUCAUAGGCAAGAGGGAGUGGAAAACUUCUACAGAAAAAAUCACAUUUACCAAUCCUUUGAUUUCGUGAAGAAAAUGAGAGAGGAGUAUGGAAAAUUGAACAGGGUAGAGAUGAGUAUAUGGGAAUGUUGUGAACUUCUUAAUGAAGUGGUGGAUGAAAGUGAUCCUGAUUUGGAUGAACCACAAAUUGAGCAUUUGCUACAAACAGCUGAAGCUAUAAGAAAGGAUUACCCAAAUGAAGAUUGGCUCCACUUAACUGGCCUUAUCCAUGAUCUUGGCAAAGUGCUUCUCCUCCCCAGUUUUGGAGGACUGCCUCAAUGGGCUGUUGUAGGUGACACAUACCCAGUUGGCUGCAGAUUUGAUGACUCCAUUGUUCAUCACAAGUAUUUUAAGGAAAAUCCAGACUAUAACAACUCUGCAUACAAUACUAAAUAUGGAAUUUACUCUGAGAAAUGUGGACUUAACAAUGUCAUGAUGUCAUGGGGACAUGAUGACUACAUGUAUCUAGUUGCAAAGGAGAACAAAACUACUCUUCCCUCAGCUGCUAUGUUCAUUAUAAGAUACCAUUCUUUUUAUGCAUUACAUAGGGAAGGAGCCUAUAAACACUUGAUGAAUGAUGAGGAUGUUGAGAAUCUCAAAUGGCUCCAAAUUUUCAACAAAUAUGAUCUCUACAGCAAGAGCAAAGUUCGAAUUGAUGUUGAAAAAGUGAAACCAUACUAUCUUUCACUCAUUGAAAAGUACUUCCCUGCAAAGCUGAAUUGGUGAAAAAUUGGAGAGUUGAAGUUGAGAGAUAUUUAGCAUGAUAGUUAGUUUAGAAUAGGGAAUAAGAUAUUGGGCUGCAAGUACCUUGAAUAAGUUAUAUGCUUUGAUGGUUUAGGAUUCUUGUAUGAAUUAAUAUCUGUAGUCAAUAUCCUGUAUCAAAUAUUUUCAUUAAAAAAAUAAAAUAAUUUCUUUAGGGGAUUA